Messenger RNA from Mesorhabditis belari, 759 nucleotides. The record is from the annotation of a GenBank genome assembly. NCBI's taxonomy places the organism in Eukaryota, Metazoa, Nematoda, Chromadorea, Rhabditida, Rhabditidae.
AUGUCGGGAGGUGGAAAGGAUCGAAUUUCUGUCUUCCCAUCGCGCAUGGCGCAAACCUUGAUGAAAGCGCGUCUGAAAGGAGCUCAAAAAGGACACUCGCUUCUCAAGAAGAAAUCCGACGCUCUCAACAUGCGUUUUCGUGAUAUUCUCAGGAAGAUUGUUGAGAACAAAGUUUUGAUGGGUGAAGUCAUGAAAGAGGCUGCUUUUUCGCUAGCCGAAGCCAAAUUCACGGCCGGUGAUUUCUCGCACACAGUCAUCCAGAAUGUUUCCACUGCUCAAUACCGAGUCCGCAUGAAGAAAGAAAACGUUGUCGGAGUAUUUCUGCCGGUGUUUGACGCAUACAAGGACGGCCCAGAUGCCUAUGAUUUGACAGGUCUUGGAAAAGGAGGUGCAAACAUUGCUCGCCUGAAGGCUAACUACUCAAAGGCAGUCGAAUUGCUGGUUGAGUUGGCCACACUGCAAACAUGCUUUAUCACUCUCGACGAGGCUAUCAAAGUCACGAAUAGGAGAGUUAACGCCAUCGAACACGUCAUUAUCCCUCGAAUUGAAAAUACAUUGACCUACAUCGUCACCGAAUUGGACGAAAUGGAACGUGAGGAGUUCUUCAGAAUGAAAAAGAUCCAAGCCAACAAGAAAAAACAAAGAGAAGCUGAAGCUGUCGAAAAAGCAAAGGCCGGCGUAGAAACAGAAGGAGUUGAGAGAUCGGCUGCUCAAGCGAAAAACCUCCUGCAACAAGAAGACAACUUGCCCGUACUAUUC